Diceros bicornis minor is the source of this 3153-nucleotide messenger RNA. RefSeq names its product nuclear body protein SP140-like. NCBI's taxonomy places the organism in Eukaryota, Metazoa, Chordata, Mammalia, Perissodactyla, Rhinocerotidae. Gene Ontology annotation, molecular function: protein binding; DNA binding; DNA-binding transcription factor activity, RNA polymerase II-specific. The transcript is spliced from 28 exons. The record is from RefSeq and is a predicted model, not a curated record. Gene Ontology annotation, biological process: regulation of transcription by RNA polymerase II. Bases 755 to 2812 code for a protein of 685 amino acids. Gene Ontology annotation, cellular component: nucleus.
UUUGGAGCAGAUCGUGCAGGAAGCUGAAGGCAGGGCUGCAGUCUCUCUCCACCUUUGGACACUUGUGUGCUGGCCACGUCUUCCUCCUCUGUCUGAUCACCAUGAUGUCACCAACAUAACCCAUCAGUGUGAUGUUCUUUGGGAUUUCCGAGUGAUCCAGAUCUCUUGGACUAUAUUAUGACAAACGGCAGUGCCGCACCUGACGGAGCGACCCAUGGGCAGACCUUCCCGUCAGAGCUCUAGGAAGGCACAGAGGCAGUGCAAGUCUAACCAGGCGUGAUCCUAGGCCAGCUCCAGGGCCCAGCGGGGCCAGCAGUAGAAGACAGCAGGUGGAGGCGGCAACUUCAACUGCACGAUGUUCCCAGGGGAUCAGAACCCAGAGGACCCGAACUCAGAGGAGCAGUUUUUCUAUGAUCUCAUUUUCAGGCUCUUCAAAGAGAAUAAGGUGGAGAUUGCAAGUGCAAUAACAAAACCAUUUCCUCUCCUUAUGGGCCUCCGGGACCGUGGCUUCAUCCCUGAGCAGAUGUAUGAACAUUUUCAAUAAGCCUGUAGAAAUCUGGUCCCAGUGGAGAGAGUGGUGUAUGAUGUUCUCAGUGAACUGGAGAAGACAUUUGACAAGAGUGUUCUGGAUGCACUGUUCAGCAAGGUUAACCUGAGGGCCUAUCCUGAUUUACUUGAGAUUUGCAGAAGCUUCCAAAAUGUGAUUCAAGACAACUUUCAAUAUCAAAUCACUGAUGAGGAAGAGACAAAGGAGAUGCUCACCUUCCAAUUAAACCAUGAACAAGGUAACGCCCUACCUAGAGCUAGAACCCCAGAGCAUCUCAGUGAUGGACAGCAGAUGAGUACAAGGGAAGCAGAUUCAUUUCGUGACCCACAUGGUACAGUAAGAACCCAGAAAAUGACAAAUGAAUGUGCCCAAGAAUCUGAACAAGCAGUGACCUGUGAAUGCUUACCUCUCCAAAUGAAUAAUGUUAGAGGGUUAGAAGAUAGACUCAGCUUACUGCCAUGUGAUGGACAGGAGGACAGCAAGGCCUGUUGUGAAACUCAUGAUGGAGAAGAGCCUCAGGAAGCCUUGAGCUCCCCACCAAGACAGGGGCCAGUGUCCUGUGAACUUGUAGAUCUACAAAUGGAUGAAGGAGAAGAAUCAGAAGAAAUGCCCAGGUUACUACCUUAUGAUAAAGAAGACGAUGGCAAUGCCUCCUGGGAGACCUGUGAUGCAGAGGAGCCCGACGAAGCCUCAAGCUCCCCACCAAGAUGUGGGCCAGCAUCCUGUGAUUCUGAAGCUCCCCAAACGACCAGUGAAGAAGAACCAGAGGAGGUGCCUAGCCAACUACUAUGUCAUGGAGAAGCAGAAGGCAGCAGUGCCUGUAUAGAAAUGUGUGAUGAAGAAGAGCCACAGGAAGCCUUGAGCUUACCACCAAAAAGUGGACCAGAUAAGGGAGUAUCGAAUGAACUAGAAGCUCUCCAAACGCAUGGAGAAGGAGAAUCAGAGGAGCUGACAUCUAGCCUACUACUCAAUGAUGGACAAGGAGCAGAGCUACCAGCACGUGGAAAUGAGAAGUGUUCCUGCGUUAUGUGCUUCCCAAAAUAUGUGCCAGGACGUCUGGGAGCAAGGACUGGAAGCGGCCAAGCACGUGACAUGAUGGAUACUGUGGAUCUUGGAGACAACUCUACUUUGGGAAAACCCAAGAGGAAAAGAAAGAAAAAGAAAGGGCAUUCCUGGUCAAGAAUCAAAAGGAAGUGGCAGGGAAACACACAUCGAAAAGACAACAGCAAAGCUGCUGGCCGGUUGGUCUCAAGUGGAGACAAGGUGAAAAUGAAUCUACAAGACCCUGCCAAGAUUAAAAGGAAAAUGAGAGGCAAAUAUGCAGUCCACUUAACUGGUAGUCACGGAGCCCCACAGACAAGAAUCCGGCCAAGAGGGUCAAGAAAGUACAGAGGUAAAAGUGUGGAUUUUCGCUCUCAAAUACUCCCUGUGACCUGUGGUCAGCUGAAGGGGACAUUAUAUAAGAAGAAAUUGAAACGAGGAGCCUUGGUGAAGAGUAUACAGCGUGAAGAUGGAAAGUGGCUCACUCCCAGGGAAUUUGAAGUCAAUGGAGGCUUUGCAAGAUCAAAGAACUGGAAGCUGAGUGUGCGCUGUGGUGGGAGGCCCCUACGAUGGCUGAUGGAGAAAGGAUUUCUACAUAAUCCUGCAAGAACUUAUGGCAGGAGACAAAGGAGAAUACUGAAGUCUCACAACAAUGCCUUAGUUGACCCUUAUCCAGGAAACUCAGAUGUAUGUGAGAUGUGCCGGGAUGGAGGAUGGCUGUUCUGCUGCGAUACUUGUUCAAGAUCCUUUCAUAAGGACUGUCAUAUCCCACCUGUGGAAACUGAGCGGAGCCCGUGGAGUUGCUCCUUCUGCAGGGUGAAGGAGUCUUCAGGAAGCCAGCAGUGUCAUGGAGAAUCUGAGGUCCUGGCAAGGGAGAUGGGGCCUGAGGAGCAGUUGAAAUGUGAGUUCCUCCUCCUGAAGGUCUAUUGCCAUUCAGAGAGCUCCUUUUUUGCGAAGAUUCCAUAUUAUUAUUAUAUUAAAGAGGCUUCUCAAAAACUAAAACCCAUGUGGUUGGACAAAAUCAAGAAGAGGCUAAGUAAGCAGGGUUACCCCCAAGUCGAAGGGUUUGUGCAGGACAUGCGCCUCAUCUUUCAGAACCACAGGGCGUCUUACAAGUACAAUGACUUUGGCCUAAUGGGACUUAGACUGGAGGCUGAAUUUGAGAAGAAUUUCAAGGAAGUGUUUGCUAUUCAGGCAACAAAUGAGAACAGCUCACCUGUGUAGUGGAUGCUGGUGGUACCUUGGAAACCCCCCUUGGAGCAGGCUUCUCAUCCUCCAGCUGCUGUGAGGGUUGGCUGCUGAUGCCACCCCUCCCCAGCGUAUUGCCUUCUGCCAAAUGGAGCCAGCUUCAUCUGCACAUUACUCCUCCUCGACCUGGAGCCUGCCCCAGCCCCAAGGUGGAACCAUCUGUGUGGUGUGUGAUUCAGGCUCCUGUGCUCCCCAUGGGAUCAGGCUGGAGCUAGUCUCCAGCUGUGACAACAUCCUUGCUUAGCUUUUCCCAUCACAGUAUCUUGCUUCCUUCACUUCUCCUGAGAGAACUCUCACAAUAAAUCACUUACUUAAGA